AAAGUGUGAAUAGUGUAGAGACUAAUCGAUAUUUAAAAUGUUCGAUCUAUCGACUAUUCGUCCAAUUACUAAUAAGAAAAUCAAAAUAAUAACAAUAAAAAAAUAUAAUUUGUUAUCUACAAAGGGCGGGCCACAAUACUGGGGCUGGGGGUCGUGGUAAAGCAGUUGCAUUAUAUUUAAUUCCGCAAACAUGAAGCAGGAGCAAACCCCACUGUCAAUUUUUGCCGAGGACAUCCUCAAGAAUUAUGGAUCGUUCAUGGAGGAGCAUGAUGAUAAACUGAAAUUGUUAAGCAACAAAUUGCCCGUUUCCCAUCAUUCCGUCUCCGUUUCCCCAAUAUCAAUGACGCCGGUGAUUGAGCUAAACUUUGGCCGAAAUGAGUCGUCUGCCGUUUCGGAGAUGAGCUUCGAGGAGUCGGAAUUGCUGGCGAAUAAGACGCUUACGACGCUGGCGAACCUGUGCAAUCAGUGCCGAAACUUGGCCCACACGGCAAGGCAGUAUCAGCUGGCUUUCAUGUUCAGUGACUUUCGGCUGCUGGACGAUGUCCGUAGCUCCCCCGCUUCGGACGGUGCCGGGCUGGAGGGUCCGCUAUUUCGCAUGAGCGGCUCCAUGGAGUUCUUCUGCCAAGUGUUCUUUCUGCUGAAGCGCAUCGUUGUGAUACUCCAGAAUCUGUGGCGGCAAAUAUCUUCUGCCGCAGACAGCGUGCCAGCAUCCAAUAUAUUCACUGUAUUUGAUUGUAUGACCGAACUGCUGGAGCACGCUGUCGUCUUCAGCGAACUGGCCGUCCAGUCGAAGAUUUCGGUCAAGUGGACGCUGUACAAGGAGUGGCUGGUGACGCUCUCCCAUAGCGGACUCACAUCUGACCGUUGUUCGGGCUUUGAGCUAGCUGGCCUGCGGACUUCGCUGGCCGAAAUGGAGAGCGUAAUAGCGGGCAACCUCUUUCGGCAUCUUCUAGAUAGCCUGCUGGAGUUGAAAAAGCAGUUCAGCCCAAAGGAAGUGGGCCACAUCAGUCAGCACUCGAAUGCCUACCUCCGCAAGCUGCUCCUGCAAAUCGAUGGAAAUCAGAACAACGAAUUGGGGAACUUCGAGGAACCCAAGCACUUGGUUCGCCUGGUCGCCUUCGUGGCAGUGCAACACGAACUGGGCAUCCAGAUGGAGGCGAAGUUGGUGCGGAAUGUGUCCGAUGUGGUUAAUAGGCACCAGCGUUUGCCCCUGAAUCAAAGCGUUUACUGGUCUCCCGGAGCGUUCCUGGCGCAGCAUGCCAAGACCCUCCUGAAAACCCCGGCCAAGCUUCAGGAUUUUCAGGGAGGAAAGGCGCAUAGUUCGGUUCUGGAGAAGAUUAAGUGCAGCGACCUGAAGAGCUGCCGCCAAUUGGGGGCCCAAAUUUCGCUAUGGUCAAUCAGUAUUCAGAGGGUGCUCGAUGCCGGGGUCUUUGGACGCCUAAAGACCUUCUCCCAGUUGAUCCUCAGUGGGCAGUCGUAUGCCGAGCAGGUGACCCGCCUGGCCGACUCGCUGGUUAACCGCCAUGUGGCCCUGAUGACGCCCCUCUCCAAGUCCGACUGGUUUGUGCUGUGCCGCCUGCUGCAGUAUCUGAAAGUGCUACAAAAGACAUUUGAAUCGAACCAAAUUGACUUUGUGCGCUUCACCAGCUCCCUGAUUCAGUGGCAAAAACAGCGAGUCCUGCACUUGCUACAGACGACCAGGAAGAAGAUCGUGGACUUAAAGCUGCUGCAGCGCAAGGUUAACUUUCUGUCAACGAUGAAGCUGGCCGAGAAGUCAAUACUGGGCUUUCCGAGCAAAAAACGUUUGACCUUCAUAGAUCUGGCCGUGGGCGAGUUCCUGGACAAGGAUCGCCUCCUGCCCGCCGACAAGCAUAAGGUCUUUCAGUCUAUCCUUCAGCGGGCCAACAAUCUCAACAGCUUUGGUAGCAACAUGAGGCAGCAGUUGGAUUCCUCGGGUCUUAUAUACAACUACUGGUUCCUCAGCACUUCCCUGCUCAAGGAGUUUACCGAGCAGCAGCGCAAUCCUUACGCUCUACAGAACCUUGUGGCUGUGAGCUAUCAUUUGGAAAAGAGCAUGGCCAUUUUCGGGAGCAGCGACCAGUGCCCGCCAAAGCCAACGGCCAAUAGCCUGAUGAUCGAGUUCCUGCGAACACACCUGGAGUUGUUUCUGCGCGUAGAAACCCUCUCGCAUCUGUUCCAGAGCCAGGAUCAACCCUUUCAGCAGAGCGUCUUGGACUACCGCCAUUGCAUCCAGGCGGCUGCAACGGAAUUCGGCGGAGACUACAAUAUCAUACGAGACAACCUUGAGAACUACUUCACGGCCACAUUCUACAACCUGACAACGAUUGCGCCGCACGACUGGAAGACGUACGAGAAGAUGCGACACUUUGCCAGCAAAGUCCUGCAGCUGCGUCCCAUUGACGACCAUUUGCCCAACCAGAUCAUUGACCAGGGCAUCGAUGUGCUGCAGAUCAUGCGUAAUAUCCACACAUUCGCCUCAUCCUAUGCCUACAACAUGAACCUCCAGCUGUUCGUAGAGACGCACAGCAAGGGCAAGCACUUGGACAUCAUUGGCACUCGGCAUGUGGCCAAUUCAGUGCAGACCCACGGCUCGGGCAUUAUAAAUACCACGGUGAACUUUAUCUAUCAGUUUCUGCGCCAGAAGUUCUACACCUUCUCCACCUUCCUGCACGACGAGCAGAUCAAGUCGCGUCUGCUCAAGGAGCUGCGCUUUCACUCGGAGCACAAGCACAUCAAGCCCUACCAAUCGUACCCGUACGAGCGGGCCGAGAACUUUCUCAGGAAGAUCAGGAAGCUGGGUUUCGCCAGCAAUGGCGAGACCUACAUUGACCUGUUUAGGAAAGUCAUAACGCAAGUCGGUAAUGCCGUGGGCUACGUUCGCCUUCUGCAGGCGGGAAGCAAGAACGCCAACUACCGGAGUCGCUCAUACAUGCCUAAGCUCGACAUUCAGUUUGGUGUGGGAGAUGAGCCUAAGGGACUGCUGGAGGCCACUGCGAGCUCCAUCAAAGAGUACGAGAAGAGUGUGGGCCACAUGAGGGAAUGCUACUCCGGUCACACAAAUUAUUUUAAGUUGCUGGUGCAAGGCUUCAAGCCGUUCCUGUGCAAUCCGCACAAUCAUCAUUUAAAGACCUUCUACCUUAUCACGCCGGCGCUGAUCAUGAACUACAUUGACUACCGGGUUAAGGAGAAGCUGAAGAUCCACCAGAAGGACCUGUCAAAGAUGUCGCUGUUCGAGGAUGGCUUCGCCGUCGGCCUUGUCUACAUCCUGAGCAUGCUGAACCAGCAAAGCGAAUUCCAUGAACUGGGCUGGAGCCAAACCACCGCCCAGCAGCUGAAGGAGGAACGCGCCAAGGUGCGCGACUUGCUUGCAGGCCAGCAGGCAACGGCCACGCCAACGAACGAGAAGCUGUCCCAGACGAUGGCCAUUACCGAGCACCAUGUGAAUGCCUACGAGCAUGAGUACAAUCUCUUGUACGCCACCCUAAGUAGCGCCGAGAUAUUCUUCCAAUAAAGCUAACUGUCCUACAAAGUAGUUUUAUUAACAUGCAAAACGAGCAACUAUUCAAAAUAUUGUUGUGGCAAAAUGGCUUAAAUUAGUUUAUUAAAUUAAACUGAAUACCCU
Molecule: messenger RNA, 3643 nt
Organism: Drosophila kikkawai
Lineage: Eukaryota; Metazoa; Arthropoda; Insecta; Diptera; Drosophilidae
Gene: SWIP
Product: strumpellin and WASH-interacting protein
Biological process (GO): endosome organization; endosomal transport
Cellular component (GO): WASH complex; endosome
Source: RefSeq, a predicted model, not a curated record